This is a messenger RNA of Synchiropus splendidus (mandarinfish), 3111 nucleotides long. Its product is annotated as sushi, von Willebrand factor type A, EGF and pentraxin domain-containing protein 1. The record is from RefSeq and is a predicted model, not a curated record. Lineage: Eukaryota; Metazoa; Chordata; Actinopteri; Syngnathiformes; Callionymidae. Gene Ontology annotation, molecular function: calcium ion binding. The coding region runs from base 81 to 2258 and encodes 725 amino acids. The transcript is spliced from 10 exons.
ACCUCCCUCCCAUCAGCCUCCUGCCUUUAUUAUUUCCAAAUUCUUCUCCUCACUUUGCUUUCAAAUCCUCCCGAGUUCAGAUGUGGCUGCUGAAUGUGCUGACUGCUCUCUGCACUUGUGUGACAGUAUGUGGAGCAGACAGCUGCAGUGGAUUUAAACAUCUAGAGAACGGGCGGACGUUCUUCCGUUACGGUGGCCUGAUGGUGGUCUACAGCUGUCGGCCUGGAUAUAAGCUUCAUGGAUACAGGACCAACAGUUGUGUGGCUGGACACUGGUCCCGAGACCCCCCAGUCUGUGUUGGUUUUGGUUGCAGCAGUCCUGGCCCCAUCACACAUGGAACCAGCAGCAUGACGGACGACGGCUCCACGGUCAUAUUCAGCUGCAGCAGCGGCUUCAGGCUUCUUGGUCCUUCCAAGCUGUUCUGCAAAGGCCACAUCUGGAACGGCAGCAAGCCGGAAUGUCGAGAACUCGACCAAGUUGCACCAGAUGUCCAGGUAGAAGGAACAAACUCAGAGGCCGGAGAAGUAAAGGAAGGAUCCCAAAAUAGUCCCACCUCUCUCAUCUUCUCCAAGGACAUUCCCUUAGAUUCGCUGUCCUCAAUUGAGUCCCAAACACAAACCAAUCUCAGCACUCAGGACGUCAACUCUACAACUAACUCACAGAAUGAUGUAUCCCUCCAUAAUCUCACAACUACCAGGUUACCUCAUGCUGCCAGCAUUGGACCACAAACAACCCUGAUGAAGCAUGAACUGGCUGAAGGAGACACAGGCCGAGUCACACAAACAUCUCCUCGUCCAUCUGUUCCCUCUAAAUCACCACCACUACCUGCUGCUGUCUCCGCUACUGUGUCAUUAGAGUCAAGGAAAGCUUCCACGGCAUUUUCAGGAGCUCGUACAUUAACUGUCAGCGUUGCUUCCUCUGUGACGCUCACCUCUACAGUCCAGCAGAACAAGCUGUCAACUUCUACCUCAACACCUCAGGAGUCCAGGAUCCUCACCAGUGAAGCCCAGCUGACCCGUUCUUGUCCUCCAUCCUCAGCACCAAGGGCUGUCAGUAGCUUCUCUGAAACAUUACUGCAUGACUCCACAUCUGCCGCCCCUUCGCUCCGUCCCGACUCCUCAGUUUAUCUAACAGCUUCUCCAAGCGCCCCUCAACUCCAGACAGAGAGUGUCCCCGUUACUAACACGGACACUCCUGCCAACGGUCCUGUGUGUCCAAGUCCCCCAGUUCCUGCACAUGGGUCGAUCCACUUUCACAACGAAGGCACUUCAGAGACCAAACGUUACAUACAGUACAGAUGUAGCCGUGGUUACACUCUGGCUCAUGGAGACGCACACAGCAUCUGCCAGGAAGGAGGAACCUGGAGUGGAGUCACACCAGUCUGUGUCGCAUCUACUUCCUGUUCUAUCGACAACGGAGGCUGUAGCCAGCUCUGUUUGGACUCCAUUCUGCAGAACCAAACCUCCCAUCAGACCCACAGCAGGUCUCAUUGCGGGUGCAGACCUGGAUUCAUCCUCCUGGAGGACGGCCGGACAUGUCGAGACAUCAACGAAUGUCUGGAGCAUCAGAACCAGUGCCAGCACAGAUGCAUCAACUCUUUUGGUUCCUUCAAGUGUGCUUGUGAUGACGGAUACCUGCUCUCAAGUGACCAGACCUCCUGCACAGACGUGGACGAGUGUCUGCAGCCAGCAGCCGUGACUCUCUGCGUCUUCAGCUGCGUCAACACUCCUGGGAGCUUCUACUGUCAUUGUCCAGCUGGAUACCAGCUUCAGACCGGACACAGCCACUGCCAAGACAUAGAUGAGUGUGCUGGCGUUCUUGGACGAGGUCCGUGUGCACAUGAGUGCCACAACUCACCGGGGUCCUUCAGCUGUUCCUGCUCAAGUGGACACGUCUUGGCUGGAGAUGGACUCACAUGCGUCUCUGAGUGUCCGGCUGGUUUCAGGAAGAGCCAGAUCUCAACUGAAAAGCUCCAUGGUCUUAGAGAGGAGUGUGCUGACAUAAACGAGUGCGAGGCGCUGGACUGCGACUGGCGGUGUGUGAACCUGCCUGGCUCUUAUCGCUGCAUCUGCCCAAAAGGAUACUCUCUUCACACCGAUGGGCGGCGCUGCCUCGACAUCAACGAGUGCAGCCGUAAGAACGGAGGCUGUUCUCACCUGUGUGUGAACCAGAGAGGAGGACACAAGUGCGCCUGUCCGUCCACCCACCGUCUCUCCUCUUACAGCUGGAAGAAGUGUGUGCCGAGGGCAAGGAAGUGACCUCUACAUACCGUGGUCUUUGUUUUAAAUUAUCACACCUGGGACAAAUGUACCGACAGAGUAAGUAUAAAUAACGACUUGUUACAGCAGCUUUGCGCAAGAGCACAUUAUUGGUAUGAGAAUUCAGAUGAGAUUCAUCAAGUAUUUUAUUUUAUAAGAAAGUUACGAUGGCGCCACACUGGGAUCCGGUGUCAUUUAAAAGCCACACAACAACACAAUGAGCAUGAAAGGGCCUCUCAUGUAAGAUCCCUGAAUCUAAAUUCAUUCCAGUGUUCUGAAACUCUGUCUAAAACAUUAACAUUUCACUUUUUUUUCCUAACUAAAUAAUGAAUAAACAUAUAAUCUGGCAAUACUUAAAAAGUAUGGGCAGCUACUGACGGUCUAACAUACACUGGUUGUCAGAACAGAUCAGCUGAGAACCAAAUUGGACUCAGCUGAGAUGCACCCUGGAAGGUCUCAACUCACUGUCUCAGAUAGACUUGGCUCUUGAAUAUAUUUUUAUUAUACCUCUGUUUGUACACGAAUACAUGGCCAUCGCAACAAGUAAUAAUAAAAUACAGUAUUGUGUGGACAUGCGCACCAUUCAUCUGCAAGUACAGUUACACAACUCACAUAUAUUUCUAUACACAAAUGAGGGAGGACAACACAUACAUGCACACUGGUCUCACUGUUGAGAUUUCCCUAAUUUUAGCACCAAACUAAACAACUCUGGCCAAUUAAAUAUAAAUAAAUAUAAAUCAGGAAUGACUGGCGCACUCUAUUCCCAUUAAAAACACUGGAAUUUAAAUGUAUCAGUUCAGAGAUUAGUUCAUAAGAUGAUGUCACACGCUCCUGGGAGUCGCAAGUCAGAAUU